Plasmodium gonderi is the source of this 1176-nucleotide messenger RNA. Its product is annotated as variable surface protein. The transcript has 3 exons. The record is from RefSeq and is a predicted model, not a curated record. The coding region runs from base 1 to 1176 and encodes 391 amino acids. Lineage: Eukaryota; Apicomplexa; Aconoidasida; Haemosporida; Plasmodiidae.
AUGGAUAACCAUAGUCACAUGUCUUUAGUAGAAAAGUACCCCUUUUUGAAAGAAUUUCCUUUAUACAAAUUCUAUGGACAAUUAGAUAAUGUCAGUGACGAAGGUCCAGAGUAUGAAGAAUGUUCUGAUCUUUUGAGGAAUAAUUACAAUGAGAAAUCUAGUCUUUCUAAGUUUUGUACAAAAGUUUACAACAUAUCAAAUAUAUUUUAUAACAUAGGAGAAAUAAUUGGUUCAACACCUUCUAACUCUUGUGACUAUUUGAACUUUUGGUUAAAUGAAAAUUUAGGAAAAAAUAUUCCCAUGUCUAUGGAAAAGGAUUUGGUUAACAAGGCCUUAGAUAAAAUAUUUAGAAAAAUUGAUGGUCCUGUAUGUGGGUAUAAUAAUUUGUUAUGGUAUAAUAGGGAAAAUUUUCUAAAAUUAAAACAGUUGCACGAUUAUGCUGAAAGUUUUAAUAAUAUUUUAAAUGAAGUUAAUAAGGGUAAUCUGGUUAAUAAAGACUCUUAUUGCAGUUACAUUAUAGAAAGUGUGAAUUUAUAUGAAAACAUUAAGAAAGAACUUUUGCAUAAGCUUUCAAAUGGAUAUACUGAUGAACUAAAGCUUUUUAAACAUAAAUAUGAUCAAAUUAAAUCAUCUGCAUUAUCAUGUAAAAAGGAGUUACCAAACUUAAGAACCUUAAUGGAACUAAGUGUAGCAGCAACAAAAGUUUCACAAAGGGCGCCAGAAGGAGAAGGGCACUAUAAAGAUGAAAUGCAUGGCCCGUCAGAGGAGAUGCCAGAGAAGGAAGUAUUCUCAGGGAGGGUAUUGUCAGAAGAAGUAUCAUUUAACGAAAUGAUGCAUUAUGGAAAGUCAUCGGCAUCUACAAUUAGUGGUUAUCAAGAUUUUGGAUAUACAAUAAGCCUUCCUAAUUUUGUAGUAGAUUUUCGGACAAUUUUAGGAGUAUCUCUCCUGUUAUUCAUUUUAUAUAAGUUUAUGCCAUUUGGAUCACGGAUAAAGAAUAGAAGAAGAAGCAAGCAAGGAAUUUUCAAUGAGAUAGCAGAAGUUGAAAAAGAAGAUAAAAUGAGCAGGCAUAUAACGUUACAGGAUACUGAGAAUGAUGAUAUAAAUUGGGGCGCAAGGAGAAAUUACAUAGGAUAUUAUUACUUACAAAAUCCAGAAUUAGGAAAUACUGAGAAAUAA